AUGCUCAGGCAACUUUCUGCCCCGGUUCGAUCAGAAACGGAAAUUCCAAAAUCAAAAUUAGAGGAAAAAUUAGAAAAUUUAGAAAAGUACAUUAUCCCCAUUCCUCUUAUAAGUAAGAGAUUCCAAGUCGACGUAAAGCCGUUGUUAUCAAAAGCAGUUCACAAACCACUGCGAAACACAAGAAUAACCGUAACACGAAAACAACUACCAUUUGUGCCAGCAUACGCCAUAACAACACACAAAAGCCAGGGACAAACAAUGGCUAAGAUUAUUGUCGAUUUGGUUUAUCUAACAUCGAAAAACGCUGAAACAGCGUCAGCAUACGUUCCCUUAUCUGGUGUCAAACGUCUGGAAGAUUUAGCAAUAUAUCGACCAUUUCCUUACAAGUCAUUGUUAGUCCAACCAACAUCUGACCAAACAAGUGAAUUACGUAGAUUGGAAACAUUAAACACACCGACAUUAUAUCGUUAUCAAAAUGCACGAAUGUAG
This is a messenger RNA of Didymodactylos carnosus, 489 nucleotides long. The record is from the annotation of a GenBank genome assembly. Lineage: Eukaryota; Metazoa; Rotifera; Eurotatoria; Philodinida; Philodinidae.